GCAUGAACGCUCGACGGAGGGCAAUGUCUAUGGUGAAUGUAGUUCAGCUUGGGUAAAACCAGAAACUGGAUCCAGGCGAUUGUGAGGAGUUUGACAGCUUUUGCAUAUACUACAGUAUCAGUCAGCGUUCAUAGAUAAUCCUGGUAUUAUUUGUUUGUGCUUCAGCAUAAAGCGCAUUAACAGAUCUGCACCUGCUGCACGUUUGGAAUUGUAUCUGCGCAAUAAGCUCAGCUCGCAGAUGCGUCCUAGAGAGCCAUACAGCAGACGCCACUUUCUGCAGCGUUCUACCAUGAGCUAACUGCUCCUCUUUGACUGAUUUUUUUCAGUGCAACGCAUAAAUAAACCGAGAAUGUCUACGGAGUUAGAUGUGUUUGUGGGGAACACUACUGUCCUGGAUGAAGACGUGUACCAACUGUGGCUGGAUGGACACACGGUCUCAAAUGCAGUGAGAAUACGGAUGGAAGCAGGUGCCUUGCAGGAGUGUGAAGCCAAUGCAGAAGUUCUGCACAGCGACACCAUGGACCAGUUCAGAACAUUCCAGAUGUGUGAGCGGCUCCUCCAGUCCCCUUCCAAAGUGGCCAAUCAGCUUCUGUUCCAGAUCCCUCCUCACCGUCAAACCAUGCUCAUCGAGAGGUACUAUGAGUUUGAUAGUGUGUUUGCCAGGGAGGUGCUGGGUAAGAAACUCUCCAAAGGGACCAAAAAAGACUUGGACGACAUCAGUUCAAAGACUGGGAUUGCACUCAAGUGCUGUCGUCGACAGCAUGUGUUUAAAGUGGUGGAAGAGCUAAAAGGCCCCCUAGUGGAGAACAUACAGCGUCACUUUCUCCUGUCUGAUGUUCUGGCAAGGGACUAUGCUGCCAUCGUGUUCUUCGCUAACAGCCGUUUUGAGACAGGGAAGAGAAAGCUACAAUAUUUGUCUUUCCAGGACUUUGCCUUUUGCGCUGGUCAGCUCAUCAGCUACUGGACCGUGGGAGCAGUUAACAACGUGAUGGAAGACUUGGAUGUUGAUCUAGAAAAAGAGUUUCUCCAUGACUUGAAAGACUUGAAAGUUUUGGUUAAUGAUAAGGACAUGUUGGACCAACACAAAAGCUUGGUGUGUGCACAGCUUAGAGGGAAAAUUAAAGUCUUUAGUGAGAUGGAGGCCAGUUUUAAGAAUUUGUCAAGAGCUCUAGUUAACAUUGCCUCAAAACUCACACACACCAAAGAUUUCCGAGAUCUGUUCAUCGACCUUGUGGAGAAGUUCAUUGAACCACGCCGGUCAGAUAAAUGGACAAUCGGAGACCUCAGACUUUUCCUCAAGCACUACAGCAGCUCUGUACACACGCUUGAGGCUUUCAGGCAUCAAGUUAUAUGGGACAGAUACAUGGGUGUCAUCAAAAGCUGCAUCCUGAAAAUGUACCAUGACUAGAACAUAUUUCCAAUGCUGGUUUCCAGUUAGAUUGACCAAAAUUUUCUUCAAACCUUUAAAGAGCUAGUCGCCCUCUUGUUUGUAAAUGUUGCUACCUCAGCUCCCUUUGUAUAUCAUAGUAUUAUUGUACAUUU
Molecule: messenger RNA, 1542 nt
Organism: Sinocyclocheilus anshuiensis
Lineage: Eukaryota; Metazoa; Chordata; Actinopteri; Cypriniformes; Cyprinidae
Gene: fibpb
Product: fibroblast growth factor (acidic) intracellular binding protein b
Exons: 11
Coding region: 350-1408 (352 amino acids)
Biological process (GO): platelet aggregation
Cellular component (GO): nucleus
Molecular function (GO): fibroblast growth factor binding
Source: RefSeq, a predicted model, not a curated record